Molecule: messenger RNA, 5977 nt
Organism: Caretta caretta (loggerhead turtle)
Lineage: Eukaryota; Metazoa; Chordata; Testudines; Cheloniidae
Gene: FHDC1
Product: FH2 domain containing 1
Source: RefSeq, a predicted model, not a curated record
UUCUCUUCACGCCCUCCCUCAGUGAUUGAUGCUGGAAAUGCUGUCGUUUGCUGAGCCGCAGCCAUGGAUCCGCCCAGAGAAGCCAGCGGAAGCUGGGAGAAUGAGGUAAGGAAGGGGGGUUAACCCUUUCCUCUCUGGGCUGCAGCUGACCGAGGAGGAGGAGGAGGAAUCACCCGACGGGAUACACUUGCUGUAAUUAACUGAAUCAAGUCACUGCUAUUUCCCGUAUAAGUGUGUGCGCAGGACAGAAUCUAGCCGGGCAAGCAGCCUACCUCCAAAACCAAACCUCAGCUUUAAACCGCUCUGAUAAAGUGUCCCGAGGUCUCCAGGACCAUGUAGUUCGACCUUCAGUUAAAGACCGACCUGUUGCGAAGAUGGUUCAGGGCUGCUGCAUUGUUUUCACUUCAGGCAGAUUAGAGUUUGAAAGUGUCUGACACAAAUUGCUACUCCAUUGCUCAAUGUUUCAAGGAGACCCAGGGAAGUACGUCUCUCCUCAUAGGAGAGACUAAAAUGCAUGUUAUGAAUUGUCUCUCCUUGGUCAAUGAUAAAGAAAAUGGGGCUAUAUCAGUUGCAACUGGAUUAAUGAUUGAAGAUCCGACAACAGAACAAGUGCCACCACCUCCUCCAGCACCCCCGUUGCUGCCACCAUGUUCAGUCACAGGUGCUGGUUUUUCACCUCCGCCACCUGGGGUGCCGCCGCCGCCGCCGCCGCCACCUCUUCCUCCAGGACCAACCCCACCAGCUCCGCCACAGUUUAUAAAUGGGCAUGGCCCCCACAGCAAAAAAAAACGGAUGCGGAGUUUCUUCUGGAAAACAAUUCCUGAAGAGCAAGUCCGCGGUAAAACAAAUAUCUGGACUAUUGCUGCAAGACGGCAGCAGUUCCAGAUUGACACAAAAACAAUUGAGGAGCUUUUUGGGCAGCAAGAGGAAACCAACCUUCAGGGUCCUAGGAGGCGAACUUCAAAAUCAUCAUUUAAAGAUACUAAAGAAGAGAUUUCCAUUUUGGAUUCAAAAAGAAGUAUGAAUAUUGGGAUAUUUCUCAAACAAUUCAAAAAGCCUGCUCAAUCCAUAAUUGAAGAUAUUAAUCAAGGAAAAGGUGAUCUCGGUGGGUGUGAGAUGCUGCGUGAAUUCCUUAAAUUAUUGCCAGAAGCAGAGGAGGUAAAGAAAUUAAAAGCCUUUGAUGGAGAUGUAGCAAAACUGUGUCAAGCUGAUUACUUUAUGUAUUUACUAAUCCAGGUGCCAAACUAUUCUCUUCGGAUUGAAGCUAUGGUGCUAAAGAGAGAAUUCACACCUUCUUGUACUUCUCUGCAGAAAGACAUGGCAAUUAUAAGAACAGCUACGAAAGAGUUAAUGUCAUGUGAGGAACUACAUUCCAUAUUACACUUGGUCCUUCAGGCUGGGAAUAUUAUGAAUGCAGGGGGUUAUGCUGGCAAUGCAGUUGGCUUUAAACUCUCGUCACUGCUCAAGCUGGCAGACACAAAAGCAAACAAACCUGGGAUGAAUCUGCUGCAUUUUGUUGCUUUGGAAGCACAAAAGAAAGAUGUGGUUCUUCUAACCUUUUCAGAAAAAUUACGGCACGUUCAUGAUGCAGCCAGAUUAUCCAUUGAUAAUAUAGAAGCAGAACUUCAUUCUCUAUCUGCCAAGACAAGAUCUCUUAAAGACAAUAUUCAGCAGGACCCAGGACUUUUUCACCAGAUGGAAGGUUUUAUCCAGUUUGCUGUAAAAGAACUAAAAGAGCUAGAAUACUGGAAACGAGAAUUACAGGAGCAAGGAAAUACACUUAUUGACUUUUUCUGUGAAGACAAAGAAACCAUGAAACUGGAUGAGUGCUUUCAGAUAUUCAGGGACUUCUGUAUAAAGUUCAACAAGGCUGUUAAGGAAAAUAGGGAACGAGAGAGCCAAGAAGUUCACCAACUGCAGAGAUUAAGGGAGCUGGAGGAAAAGCGCCGAUCCUGGGCCGCUGGAGAGCUCGGGAGCUUUGGGAGAAGUAGCAGUGAAAAUGAUGUUCAGACAUUGGCUAAAAAAGGACUGGAGGAUUUUCUACCUUUCUUGCAGCAGAGACCUCAAAGUCCUUUGAAUAGAAACCCCAGCUCUAGGCGCUCCCGACUGUCCUUAGGGAUUACUGCAGAUAGAGAGCUUCUGACUUUCCUGGAAAUCUCCAAGGAUGAAGAUCCAAACAAAUUCAACAGCCUUCCUCGUGCAAACACACGACAAGCAAGACCCAGCAUAGACUUGAUUGAAUCCAAAGAGGCUAGAGAUCUCAGUUUAAAUAACUUGAAUUUACACCAAGCAUUUGAAGCCAAAAUGGAUAGCGCAGAUCUGUCUCAGUUGCCUUCAGCUCAGCCCAGUCACUUACAAGAGAUGGAGGUGGGCUCUACCAGUGCUAACCUCUGUUACUCACAAAAGAAUACUGACAACAAGCAGCACCAGUCCAGUGUGCCUGGUGUGGAAGCAACAGCUAUAAAUGCUUGGGCCCUUGCUGUUGAGGAACCUGAAGUUGUUAAAGGGCUACAUAAGUCUGAUAUUCAAGGAACAAAACCUAUGGCAGACAUGCCUCUAAUAAACUUAGAAGACGGUGGUGUGGCAGACUUAGAGACUCUAGAUGACUUGAGCUUGCACUCCCUCAGCACUGCGGAUGAUGAUGAUGCAAUGUCCUCUUACAAAAGUUCCAGAGAGGCCGAAGAUUGUCAAGCCAAGGUGGCAAGCUGCAAGAAUGAAGUUUCAGAGCGUACCAGUAGUGGCCCCACAUCUAUGGAUACAAGCGUUUCUGGCAGUAAAGAACAUGGGCCAACGUUCUAUAUAUCUGAUACUACUGAUUGUUCUCUGACUUUCGACUGUUCAGAAGGAAAUGAUUUAAAAUUAGUGGGCAAUGAAAUGAAAGAUCAAGAUGGCAGAGCUUACUCUUGUGCAAAUGACACUCGAGAUGGGAGUAGUACAGUCACAUCAAAUCUGAAUUCAUCCUCUGCAAAGGAAAUUUCUCUUCAUACUUCCUCAAAUGACAAAGAGGACUCCAGCAGCAAGCACAACUUUCCUAAGGAAAAGCCUGUAAAAUGUAGAGAAUCCUUAGGACCAAAGAGAAACUCUCUAAAAGAUAGAUCUCUAAACUCCUCAAAAUCCAGUGGCACUCGCCCUACCCAGACAGCUACUGCCAGACCAAUAAGAACUUUGAAUACAUCUGAAAGUGUGAGUAUGAGGAAAGUGGUGCCCAUUUCCAGGUCAAACAAAGCACCAAGCAGUCUGAAAAAGCCAGAAGCCAAACCAGCACUUCGAGAGGCCAGUACAACUGAAACACAACUGUCGCGACGCAACUCUAUCCGAGGCACAACAGAAACCCUUUCAAGAACUCCUUACAGGCAUAGCUUAUCAGUAGAGGAGCCAAAAUUACAGCGAGGGACUGCAACUUCCAGCAGUGCCCAUUUUGAGAGGGAUCAAGUUCAGCGCAAGGGCUCUCUUAAAGUGCCAGGUUCUAAAUCUGUCAGAAGUAUUCCCAGAUCAAAACCAGAUGAAAGUAAGAUUUGUCGCUCCACUGUAAAACCUCAGGCCCUUUCAGAUGCUAACAAAAGCACGACAGCCAGUGCUCCCAAGACACCGUCCUCUAUACCAAACUUUGCAAGGAACACAGUGGCCUCCUCCUCAAGGAGUGCCAAGGUGGAUCUACCUAACUCUUCAAAAACUCCAAGAAUCACAAGAUCAGUGUCUCAGAGGCUACCUAGAAUGAGGCCAGCAGCAACCUCUGAUGACCUCAUCCCCAAGGAGAAUCCUGGAAACUCCCUAAAACGAGCAAGUAGUGCUCGAGUUGUCAAAAGAAAUACCGACCAUAGUGAUAUUCUCAGUGUUAAAGUGGAACCUACAGCAAAGGAACAAGGGAUGAUGGAAAAGUCAUCCCUUAAAUUGAAAGAUGCAAACCGGACCACAAUAGGGAAGAUAUUUAAACCAUUAUUAAAAUAAGGGUUUGGGUUUUUUGACAUCUUGGAAUAUGAACACAUGUUUAAACACUGGAUUUCUUGUGAAAUAUCCAAAACAGUAAUAUCACUGUUUAAUAACAUCUCCUGGUAUCUAAUGAACAGUACACCAUCCGAGGACAGCAACUGCUUUUGUUCUGGUCUUCGUCCUGUAAGCAUGAAUUUGAAUGUAUUUAAUGUUACUGUGGUGGAGUACAAGUGCCACAAAUCUUUUGUGCAUUUGUGAUAUAGUACAUUGCUAAAAAAACAAACUUGAAGGAAUUUAAAACUACCAAUUGAAAUGCUUUUGUGACAUGAAAAGAAAAAAAAGGGGGGUGGGGGUUAUGGCCAGUUUUUUUUUUUUUUUUUUAAGGCUUAAGCAGUUACACUAGUUGGUUCCUUUAUUCAAAGUUGAAACGACGCCUUUGGAAUGGUGCAGAAAAUGAACUUUGGUGAAGAUGCUUUCUGUCACUCUUGAUUCCUUGGAUUCAGAGAGUCAUCUGUGCCUGUUGCAAAGUCCAUUGCUGGCAAUUGGACACACUGGGAACUGCUGGCCUGAAAAUGGUGAAACAGGACAUUCACUGUUUAUGGCUGUCUUAACCUCAUUGAAGAAUUUAUGGCAUGCCUUAUUGUGUAUAUGUGUCUGUCUGUGUAGGAAGGAAGGAAAACUCUGCUGGGCAGAAAGUUUAUUCUCCAUGAGUGUGGCAGAAUUGUCUUGCACGUACAAGUAGACUAUAGUAAAAAAUGACUGGUGCUGGAUGUAGUAGUGCAACUGGAGGUCACGCCUAUUGGAAAUACCACCAGUAGCUGUUAGGGAUAAUAAUUACUCAUGUUCUGACUCGUUUCAGUCAGAUGCAAACUUGCCAGCUUUUGGUAAUACAAAAGUGCCAUAUUUAUAAUACAUAUCAAAGGUGAUGCAUUCAACAUUUGAAGGCUGCAACCUGGUGCCGAGCACUUUCUUACCAUUCCUUAUUUCCACUGGUUUAUCUACUAUCAAAUUACUUGAAUGUUGCUAUGGCUCCGAAACAGCCAUUUCCCUGCCGCCUCCUCCUCCUUUCUUUGUCAACAGGAGCAUUUAGCAGGAGAAACACAGCUUACGCAUGGACAAUGUUUUGUAAAUUAAGCUUCUUUGGCUGCUUCAAAUGUGGUUUUUAAUGUUUAAAGUGGCUAAAGGAUGAAUUAAAGACAUGUUUUAAACUAGUGUUUCAUAAGCUUUUUUAAAAAAAUACCUUUUUUUCUGCAGAAACAAAUUUUAACACCAUGUCAGAUUAAGAUACAGAGAAUGAGGGAAAACUUGUUUUAACAUGCUCUGUGCCUUCCCAAGAGAAAUGUAUGUAGGUGUGGGGAAACUGACGGUCUCUAAAUAUGUUGUUUAAAGAGCUGCCUUUUUAUUCACUUACGAAUGAAACCUCAUUUUUAAAAAAAUCAUAAAAUGAAAUCUAUUUGGAAAGUUGUCUUUCUGCCUACUGAUACAUCACUCCCACCCCACCCAACCCCCCCUCCUUUCCAUUAGGAGUGUAUACUUCAUUCAGAAUUAACUACCUGCCCACGCACUUCCAUGGGCUAGCAACUAACCAACUGGGUACAGCUAGCUAUAUGAUUUUAAUAAAGCAAGUGGCCCUUAACCAAGCAGAUCCCACUGUGGACAGCAUACCAAAACACUAUCAGCUGUUCCAUGGGACGUCUUGUGAGAGUCUGUCUCAAAGUGAGAAUUUUUAUAAUCAAUUCACAGGCAAGGACCUCAGUGAAUAUUGCUUUAAAUCUCAUAAGCUUUCGGAUCUUCCCUCCCUUGUGGGUUAAAUAUGAAAGCGUGUCCCUUAGCUCUGUGUGUCCUUGUGUACACAUUUGUGAGAGCAGGUGACUUUUUUUUUAAACUCUUUUAUUGGUAGUAAGCUUGAAACAAUGUAAUUUAAAUAUGUUUGGAAAAUGUAAAUAAAUAUCUAUAUAAAUGUCUGUAAAAACAAACAAUGUAUUUAAUGGACCAUUUAUACAUUUCUGAGUAACUUGGUAGUUUAAUAAAGUUCCCACUUACCAGA